AUGAUUAGAUCAGCAAUUUCAAAUUUAAAUUCAGCAUCAAUUAAUUUAGAGGCAUUACUUGUUACAAAUUUUACAAAACCAUUAUUAUUUAGAAAUAAUUUCAGUGGUGAUUUAACACCAACUGAUUUCACAGUCACUGAUAAUAGACCAAACCCAAAACAAAAGAAUAUUGAUAUUAAAAAUGCAUUUCAAAUUCAAGCAGAACCAAUCGACUCAAAUGAUUUAAUCAUUAGUGAAGAUUCUUUAAAAACUAAUAAAAACAGAGUCGUUGCAAUGCCAUAUCAAUUCAAUUAUACAAACUAUUAUAAAGGUAAAAGAGCAACUAAAAAAGGUGUCACUAAAAAGAAGAGACAUUUAAAAGAUUUCGGUGUCGUACCACACAUUUUCCCAGAAUCAAUGUUUAGAGAUUAUUAUAUGAAACCAAUUCCAUUAUCAAAAGUUCAAGAAGGAAAUAUUGAUAAUUAA
Messenger RNA from Dictyostelium discoideum AX4, 465 nucleotides. RefSeq lists its product as hypothetical. Lineage: Eukaryota; Evosea; Eumycetozoa; Dictyosteliales; Dictyosteliaceae. The record is from RefSeq and is a predicted model, not a curated record. The coding region runs from base 1 to 465 and encodes 154 amino acids. The transcript has a single exon.